GACAAAAUACCACACACUCACUCACACACUAGGAUUCCUACAGAGAGAGAGAGAGAGAGAAAGAAAGAGAGCAUUUUGUAAUUUUCUCUUUUAUCCAAAAAAUUGAGCAGCUCCGGCGUUUCAGUUUUUAAUUUAACCAAAAGGGGGGAGAGAGCUUCCCCACUUUCAUCUUUUGUCUCCACUCAUUAUCAGUCUUCAGUCUUCACCUUCAAAACACACACACACACACUGUCACACACUAAAAACUCAUCAAAAUUUUAAAUCCAACCGACCAACCACUUCAGAUCUCCAUAAACAUUGCUACUACUUUGUUCCUUUUCCCACUUGUGUGACGUAGCCUUCUUCUUCUUGAAAUAAAAAAGUCCAAGUCAAUUUAAAUUCUUGAAAAAUGCUGAUGAUGCCCUUUGGUGAUUUCAUCUCAGAAUGUUCUCUGGUCAGUUCCUGAUUUGAAAUAAUAUCUUACUUUUUCGCUGAUUUUCAUCCAUCUUCAUUUUUCUUGUUGGCAUUUGGCUCUGGGUUUUGAAUUUGAGCAUUAUAUGUGUAGGUAAUGGUAAUGGUGUUGUAUGGUCCUGUUCUUGGAAUUGAAUUAUCUGGGUGAAAGUUGAACUUUUUCUUGAUCAAUUUCUGCUUUUUUGUGAUGGGUUUUUCUGGGUUUGCUGUUCUUCUCAAUCUUCAAUUGCAACUCCUCAGUGUAUGUAGAUGGAUAUGUUAAAAAGUGUCUAACUUUUGCAUUUGAAUCUAGGUUUUCUUGACCGUCUGGAUAUGUUCUGGAGCUAUCUUUAAUGCUUAUAAAUAAAAAAGUGAUAUUCUUUUAGCCUCUACUUAACGCACAUUUGCUGUUACUGUUGUGGUUUGACUUCAAUGGAUGUUGAUUAUUGAACUGGGCGAUCAAUUUUGGCCAAACUCUUGUGUGCUUGCUUGAAUGAGUCUGCCAAGACUAGAUAAUGCACAGAUGUGGAUCCCCUUUCAAAUUAGCUGAGGCAUUUAGUGCCUUUUGAGUGCUUUUCCUGCUUUAAAUGUGAAAGAUGGAAGUAGAGAAGAGAAGUUCAAAGGGAGGGUUUCUUCAGUUAUUUGAUUGGAAUGUGAAAUCUCGAAAGAAGCUCUUCUCUAACAAGUCGGAAUCAUCUGAAAAUACUAAGCAAGGUAGGGAAAUUCUCAAUGAUUCAACUGUUUCGCGACUUCAGAAGGUGCAUGAAAAUGGUUAUGGUCCGUGUACUAGAGGGACAAAUGAUUUGAAUUACACUUCAUCUGUGAAUGGAGACGAUGGAAGCACAAAGGCUCCUAGUGUUGUUGCUCGCCUUAUGGGAUUGGACUCUCUUCCAACUACAAAUGCUUCUGAAUCCUGUUACACCCCAUUGUUUGAAUCCCCAUCUUUUAGAGACUCUCAUUACUCGAGGGUUAUUCCUGAUAUCAGGGGCGACGAGCAUAUUGUAAUCUAUGAGAGCAUGCGGAAUAAAUUGGACGGGUCCACCAAAAAUCCUGUUGAAGUGAUGUUGCAUAAAGUUCAGAGUCGACCAAUUGAGAGGUUUCAAACUGAAGUCCUGCCACCAAAAUCUGCUAAGCCCAUCUCAAUUACCCACCACAAGCUUCUUUCUCCCAUAAAGAGUCCAGGGUUCAUUCCAAGUAUGAAUGCUGCUUAUUUGGUGGAGGCAGCCGCUAAAAUUAUUGAACAAAGUCCCCGGUCAACCACUACUCACAAGCUUCCAACUCUGGGUUCAUCUUCAGUGCCACUGAGAAUUCAGGAUCUUAAAGAAAAAAUGGAGGCUGCACAGAGAUCUGCAAGGAUUCUUGAAGCUUCUCAGAAUGGCAAAGAGCAAAUUUCUUCCAGACAAAUGAAAAGACAGCCUAGGGAUAAAGUUCUUGGUCGAGGAGAAGCUCCAGAUACGGUUAGGGUAUUAGAGGCACCUAAAAGUUCUGGUCCAAGAAAUUUGAAGAAUAAAGAUAAAUCAGUUUCAAUGGCUGCUCAAGCUAAAGCUAAUCCUCAGAAGAAAGAGAAGUAUAAUUCUGGUGGUAACCGGAAUUUUGUAAACCAAAAGGAGCAAAGUGACAAGAAAUAUAGCUCUGCAGCUAGAAACCAAUCUAAAUCCCAAAAGUCUGCUGAGGGGAGAACUUCAGUGAACAGGCCAUCUGACGUAUUGAGGCCAAACAGCCAGAAGCAGAACUCGGGUUCAAAUGAUGACAGAGAAAGUUUAAGAUCUUCCUUUUCCCAUCAAAAAGACCGGAAAUCAGUGUCUACAAAUGACGUUCCCAGAUCAAGUAAGACUGUGAGCCGGGUUGAUGUAAAUACUGCUGCAGGCUCAAGGAAAACCUCUGUUAAUCUUGUCGGUAAGGAACAACCUAUGUCAAUGAUGAGAAAAUCUGCUGGAAAAAGGCCACUAGUUAAUGGAAAUAAUGAUAGAAAUACGGCUAUCAACAAAGGUGUAAAGUCUGUAAAAUGCAACUUUGAAACAGAAAAGUAUAGUAGUAGAUGGGAUGCAGCUGAGAGGAAAAGUGGGAUGGAUGUAGUAUCUUUUACAUUUACUUCUCCAAUUAAGAAGUCUCUCUCUGCAAGCAGUUCACCAGGACAUGGCGUGGAAAAGAAGCGGAGCCCCUUUACUAUUUCCAGUUUCAGCGAAAGUCAGUCUUCUUUGGGUCUAAGUGUGACUAGUAGUGAUGCUUUAGGUAUGCUUUUGGAGCAAAAGUUGAAGGAGUUGACAUCCAAGAUUGAGUCACCCCAUCAACAACUUGAUCAUUCUUCAGUUUUUCCAAGUUCUGCUGACUCUUGUAGUGAUUCAUCUUCCGCUCUCAACAUAGCACGUACCAAGUCUGGAGAACAUGACGUGAAAUUCCAAUCUCAUACCCCCAAGGACAAACCCCAUGUCUCAGCAACAAGAAUGUGGCAGGGAGUAGAGGGCACAGAAGAGAAUGGUAGUAUUGGUUCCAUUGAAUAUGACAGAGGGCAUAGACUUCAAACUGCUCGUCCAGUCCCUAGUCUGGAACAUGCUUACUCUGAGGCUAGCUGCAGCUCCCUUGAUAGCAGCAGAAGUGUUACCAAUGAGGCAAGCAAGAUGUUUUCAUCAUUUGAAGCCUAUGAAAUCACUCAAUGGAGUUCCACCAAAAAGAGCCAACCAACUGAAGACGUGGAAUUGUCAGAUUGUGCCUCUUCAGCAUCCCUCGGGACAACAAGCGUAACCGAGACAAGUUUGUCAUGUAGUUCUAUGUUUCCGUACGAAUCGCCCAAUUGGGAGUUUGAGUAUGUCAGGCAUGUACUUGUGAACACAGACUUGAUGCUUCAGGAGUUCGCCCUUGGCGAGGCACACAAGAUUCUUCCCCCCGAUCUCUUUGUUCAUUUUGGGGAUGAAAAGCUAGGAUCUAAUAGAAAUUCAGAAGAGAACUUCAAGGUAGUGCGAAAAUUACUGUUCGACUAUGUUGAGGAGUCUCUAGAACAAAAAUGCGCACGACUUCUCAGUGGAAGUUGGAAGUCUUGGGCUAAGUUGACAAACUCAUUCCAAAGGAAAGACUGGUUGGCAGAAGGGUUGUGCAGAGAGAUAUCUGGGUGGACAAGCAUGGAAGACUUCAUGGUAGAUGAGCUUGUAGACAAGGAUAUGAGCAGCCAUUUAGGGAAAUGGGUCGAUUUCGAAACUGAAGCAUUUGAAGAGGGAGUAGAUAUUGAGAAAGGAAUCUUGAGUUGUUUAGUAGAUGAAUUAGUUGAUGACUUCUUGUUGGCUUAAAAAAAAAAUUAAAAAAAAAAAACCAGUGAAAACAUGGGGGAUAACAAGUUAAACUAUAAGUUUUAGGUUAAUGAUUAAUCUUGUGAUUAUAUAUUCAUUACAAAGUCUAAUAUUGUUGCUAAUCAGAAAGAGGGGUUGGAAUCCUUUAUUCAAAAAUGCUUCUCAUUUCCAACUUCUCUUUUUACCUAUAAAUGCCGGAAAAUCAGCUUUAGCUGAUUAUUGAGUUCAUGUAAAGCUUUAGCUAGCCACAACAAUCUAUUUAAUGCCCUGUGAAUGGAUACAUUUUGUUGCAAAACGUAAGUGGUUAUAGCUCGGCGGUGGCACCGACAGCUGAUCAAAACUGAUUGGGAUUGGUAGUUCACAAAUAGCUUCAGUAGUUCUGUUCAUCAAUUUGACAUUUCAGAUGUUAAAAAGUUUGAAUCUCACUGUCUGUAUAUUCAUCAAUUUCUCUUCUUUCUGACUA
Messenger RNA from Oldenlandia corymbosa var. corymbosa, 4173 nucleotides. NCBI's taxonomy places the organism in Eukaryota, Viridiplantae, Streptophyta, Magnoliopsida, Gentianales, Rubiaceae. The record is from the annotation of a GenBank genome assembly.